Oryza sativa Japonica Group (Japanese rice) is the source of this 7748-nucleotide messenger RNA. Its product is annotated as pentatricopeptide repeat-containing protein At5g14770, mitochondrial. The record is from RefSeq and is a predicted model, not a curated record. Gene Ontology annotation, molecular function: protein binding. Lineage: Eukaryota; Viridiplantae; Streptophyta; Magnoliopsida; Poales; Poaceae.
UACUCAUCAGCGACCUGCUGCUAGUGGUGGUCCGCGGCGGCGGCCAUGGCGCCCCCGCCUGAAUCCGAAACCCUCCGCCUCCACGCCUCCUUCCUCUGCUCCCUCGCCAUCGCCCUCCUCCGCGCCGGCCGCCUCUCCGCCGCCUCCCACCUCCUCUCCUCCCUCCCCUCCCCUCCCGCCCCCCUCCUCCUCCGCCGCCUCAUCCCCGCCCUCGCCACCUCCGGCCUCGCCGCCGCCGCCAUCCGCUUCCGCCCCGCCGACCCCGCCUCCCUCAACGCCCUCCUCUACUCCCACUGCCGCCUCCGCCUGCUCCGCCCCGCCAUCGCGCUCCUCCGCUCCUCUCGCCCGACCACCGUCGCCUACAACAUCCUUCUCGCCGCCCUCUCCGACCAUGCCCAUGCCCCCGCGGUGCUCGCCGAAAUGUGCAAGCGCGGGGUGCCGUUCGACGGGGUCACCGUCAACACUUUGCUCGCUGGGCUCUGCAGGAAUGGCCAGGUCGACGCGGCGGCGGCCCUGGCCGACAGGGGCGGAGGGAUCCACGCCUUGGAUGUCAUCGGCUGGAACACUCUCAUUGCUGGAUAUUGCAGGGUUGGGGACACGCCCGCAGCAUUGUCCGUGGCCGACAGGAUGACGGCACAGGGGCUGCCAAUGGAUGUGGUGGGCUACAAUACCUUGGUUGCCGGGUUCUGCCGCGCCGGCCAGGUUGAUGCUGCGCGGGGCGUGCUGGACAUGAUGAAGGAGGCAGGGGUUGAUCCGAAUGUGGCGACCUACACACCCUUCAUUGUGUACUACUGCAGGACGAAAGGGGUCGAGGAGGCAUUCGAUUUGUAUGAGGGAAUGGUCAGGAAUGGAGUGCUGCUGGAUGUGGUCACGCUUAGCGCUCUCGUUGCUGGACUUUGUAGGGAUGGCCGCUUCUCGGAGGCGUAUGCUCUUUUCAGGGAGAUGGACAAGGUUGGGGCUGCGCCAAACCAUGUCACCUACUGUACGCUUAUUGACUCGCUGGCGAAAGCUGGGAGGGGCAAGGAGUUGCUCAGCCUGUUGGGGGAGAUGGUUUCUAGAGGCGUGGUCAUGGAUUUGGUCACCUAUACUGCUUUGAUGGACUGGUUGGGUAAACAAGGCAAGACUGAUGAAGUAAAGGACACACUUCGUUUUGCUCUUUCAGAUAAUCUCUCCCCCAAUGGUGUUACAUACACUGUAUUGAUCGACGCUCUCUGCAAAGCUCACAACGUCGAUGAGGCAGAGCAGGUGUUGCUGGAAAUGGAGGAGAAAUCGAUCAGUCCAAAUGUUGUUACGUUCUCAUCGGUCAUCAACGGCUUUGUUAAAAGAGGAUUGCUUGACAAAGCAACUGAGUAUAAGAGGAUGAUGAAGGAAAGGGGCAUCAAUCCAAAUGUGGUGACCUACGGAACACUUAUUGAUGGUUUCUUCAAGUUCCAAGGGCAAGAUGCAGCUCUUGAGGUGUACCAUGACAUGCUAUGUGAGGGUGUCAAGGUAAAUAAAUUCAUUGUUGAUUCUCUGGUGAAUGGUUUGAGACAGAACGGAAAAAUAGAGGAAGCCAUGGCAUUGUUCAAAGAUGCGAGUGGGAGUGGCCUGUCACUAGAUCACGUAAACUAUACCACUUUAAUAGAUGGGCUCUUCAAAGCAGGCGACAUGCCUACUGCUUUUAAGUUUGGUCAGGAGUUAAUGGACAGAAACAUGUUGCCCGAUGCAGUUGUUUAUAAUGUGUUUAUCAAUUGCCUUUGCAUGCUUGGGAAGUUUAAGGAAGCAAAAUCCUUCUUGACAGAGAUGAGAAAUAUGGGAUUAAAACCUGAUCAAUCAACAUAUAACACUAUGAUUGUUUCGCAUUGCAGGAAAGGAGAGACUGCUAAAGCUCUAAAACUCCUUCAUGAAAUGAAGAUGAGCUCCAUAAAGCCUAACCUCAUCACAUACAACACACUGGUUGCUGGUCUCUUUGGGACUGGGGCAGUGGAGAAGGCAAAGUAUUUGCUAAAUGAGAUGGUCUCAGCUGGAUUCUCUCCAUCCUCUCUGACUCAUCGACGGGUUUUGCAAGCAUGUUCACAAAGCAGGAGGUUGGAUGUGAUUCUGGAUAUUCAUGAAUGGAUGAUGAAUGCUGGGCUUCAUGCUGAUAUCACCGUAUACAAUACGCUUUUGCAAGUUCUGUGUUACCAUGGCAUGACAAGAAAAGCCACAGUUGUUCUGGAAGAAAUGUUGGGGAGUGGAAUUGCCCCAGACACAAUCACAUUCAAUGCUCUUAUUCUUGGUCAUUGCAAGAGCAGCCAUCUAGAUAAUGCAUUUGCUACAUAUGCUCAGAUGCUUCACCAAAACAUUUCACCAAAUAUAGCUACUUUCAACACGCUUCUGGGUGGUCUUGAGUCUGUUGGAAGGAUCGGAGAAGCAGGCACCGUGCUCAUUGAGAUGGAGAAGAGUGGGCUUGAACCCAAUAAUCUCACCUAUGACAUACUGGCUACAGGACAUGGAAAACAAAGCAACAAAGUCGAAGCAAUGAGAUUGUAUUGUGAAAUGGUGGGAAAGGGCUUUGUUCCUAAAGUAAGCACUUAUAAUGCUCUUAUAAGUGACUUCACUAAAGCAGGAAUGAUGACUCAAGCUAAAGAGCUCUUCAAGGAUAUGCAAAAGAGAGGUGUUCAUCCUACAUCCUGUACUUAUGAUAUCCUUGUAAGUGGAUGGUCAAGGAUUCGAAAUGGAACUGAGGUGAAAAAAUGUCUCAAAGAUAUGAAAGAAAAAGGAUUCAGUCCAUCUAAAGGCACUCUUAGUUUUAUAUGCAGAGCAUUCUCAAAACCAGGAAUGACAUGGCAAGCUCAACGUUUACUUAAAAACCUUUACAGAGUUUAAAAUGCGAAGUUUGGUCUCUUAUCUACCAGAUAUAGAUGUUUCUUUAUCUUGUCAGGGUGGUCAGUAGUGCUGAUUGAAUGAUUCUAUUGUCUAAUCCUCGACAAGCGUUUUGGCUCUCUGAAAAGUUUGUUGCAGUAAUCUCAUAGGGUGGCAUGUUUGAAAUGUGGCAGGUAUGAUCUUGCAAGAGAGCAGAAAUCCCAGAAUACAUAUUUUACGGAAAUAUACUGCUUCAGUGCAUCUAGACAUGUAAGUGGCCGGGCAGUCUCAUCACUUGGAGAAUGAUUUGGUGGCAAGUACCAUUUACUACAAACUAAAUGUACGUGAGGUUAAAGGAUGUGUAACACAUGUUACACUGCAGACAUUCUUGCACAGUUGCAUCCACAACCCAGAUGGAGGAAAAGAUGUUCCAGUUGGAAAAGAAAAUACUGUGCUCUUUGAAAUAUCAGUGCUAAAUUUGGAUAGACUAAGAACUCCUUAGCAAUAAUUGUUGCUGCAGAGUUGCUUUGAAAUCCUAUGCCUAGCUGGAUCAUAAUUGGUGAUAGUGAAGAUGGUUCAUGAUCCUGCAGUGGAGACCUUUGCAUACUUGUGUUGCCUGGCCUGGACCACAGGAUUAUCAGUGGGACUGGUGGAGUCCUGAUAACAGCUGAACUCUUCAGGUCACUGCUUAAGCAAUGAGAUAUUAAAGAUGGUGAUCAAACCAAUUUUUGUGCAUGUACUGCUGCAAGUUCAUAUGAACACAGAAGUUAACUUCAUUGAUAUUGUUUGUGCCUAUCAGGUUAUUGCACAAAACAUUUACCAAGCCAAGGAAAAAGGAGGUGUAAAUUAAGCAGAAGGAUGGUUGUAAAAAGGAGAGGGAUGGUGGUGGUCACGAGACCGGUAUGAGGCCACAAGUUAAGUGAAGUGAAGUGAAGUGAUGACCUAGUGCACAAGAUGGAUUCCACUGAUUCACACUUUGACACUUCACAUGCACACAACACAGGGACCAAGCAGAUCAGCUGGCCUUGCAAAAAAGUUGCUUGAGUGAGUGCAGGAGAUUGGUUGCAGCGUCGCACUCAGGGAACGCUCUGGUUCUAGUGUCACACCGAAUACGGUACCAUUCAUAUGCCUCAAUCCCAGCCUCUCCUGAAAAAAGGCUUUCUUUCCUUCGCUUCCACAAGCUGAUGCUCGUACAGUGUCCAAAUUUCACUACAGCCACUACUGCUUGGAUUGGUGCUACCUGUUGUUGUCCCUUGCUACCCUCAGCGUGUACUCCUGCUGCUCUGGUGCCACACCUGCUACUGCUACUAGUACCACUUACUACUUUUGCCACUUAUCAGCUCCCUAGUGGCAGGGAGUGAGAGGAGAGAGAGCCACUUCACUCUGUAGUGACACUAGUCGCUCAGCUGAUUAUGUGUGGACAUGUGACACCGUGUGUUUUUUGUGGCUAGCAAAAUGGUUAGAUAUCCUUUGUGGAUAUUCUAAUUUCUGCCUCAAGACACCGAUGUCUUUAUAGUAUAUAUGUUGAUAGCUAUGAGUAGAUGAGUGAAAAGGUUGCAGGGCAAUAGAAUGGUCUAGAACGGCAACUGUGCACCUAGAAGAUGACCUUCUGUUGAAUUGAAACCAGGGAUGCAUUUCUGAUAUGUUAGUUCUUAGAGGGGUGGGUCAUGAUGGUAUCGACUCUCUUACCAGAAAGAAAAUUCACAGAUACAGUUUUUUCUUCAAUUUGCAUUUUGCAGCUAGCAAACUAAGUGCCAGUACGGCAGUACAUACUCUCAGUGGCAGAUUUGUAAAUGUGAGCAUAAUGUGAUAGCUGAUAAGCGUGCGAUAAACAGGGACUCUGUAGCUACCAAAGUUGCUAAUUUUGGAAGCAUCACUUGGGUUGCAGCAGAAAGUAUUGGCCAUGAAGGUGAUGUCUUCAUUACUUAUCAGUGGUGCGAGCAAAAAGUGUUCAUCAGCUGAGCAGUGAGCUACAAAGAGAGUGAGUGAUGGCCAACUUGCCAGAGACGCAUUAUAGUUUGGCCGGUCACCGAACUAACUAUAACCUUGCAAGUUCGGCAAGCAUGUUAACUCUGGUGAUAAUCUGAAUUUGAUCUCCAUCAUAAGAUACUGCUGUGUGAAUCUUGGAGAAUCUGUGGAUGCACUUUUGGGAUCAGGUCAUUUUUUAUCUUCGCUAAAGCUGUAUAUGCACCACUGUGUUAUUAUUAUAUGGUCGAUUCAACCAAAUCCCAGACUCCAGACUUAUUAUUCCAAAAAGAAUGGCAAAGAAAGGUUAGGGAUUAUAUUAUCUAAGGUCUGGUUAUUUCGGAUAUUAUCUGACAUUCAUUACAAGUCAUUAUCAGGGACCCACAUUUCUUUUUCGUGGAAUCUAUUUUCCUAUACUGUUGGAUAAGAGUUGUACUGAACGGAGAAUUACUACUGGCUGUGAGCAACCUGAAGGUUCCGGUCUCCUUGCUUUAUGACAGUGAGAAUUAACUUUUGCCCAAUACUUGUUGGUUGUUACCGUGGCGACGUCCAUUUCGUUGGAUGAAGAUGCAAACUGAUGGAGCUGGAGAACUUUUAGUUAACUACUUAAGUUAAUGCACCAGUGGAGAAGCAUCUGUAGGAAGCAAUUAAGCUUGUGUCCGUCAGCAGCAGUAGGUGGUUAAGUUUCUUGGAGCAUUGGGCGGUGCAUACUUGUACCACAUCAUUAGAAAAUGUACAUGUGUGAGGUUGAGUUUAAUUAGCAACAUGCAGUCAUCAGCCAGGAAGCAAAGAGGAGGCAUGACUUGAGACGGAACAAAAGAUGAUUCUAGCACAUGGCAUCGGAAUAAGGUUUGCCCACCAAUCAGUGUGUGAGGAGUGGUUGCCCAUGAGCAAAGCCAACACUUGCCACACUCUUAAGGUGGCAGCCACAGCAAUCUAUUAUGUGAUGAAGCAUUGACUCUCCCUUCACUCCACGCCACUAAUUUAACUUGGGGCAAUCAUACAAUUCCAUCAGCAGGGGCAUAUUAUGGAUCAAUGGCUUCUCAACAAGUCUGAAGAAUCAUCCUGCCACAUAUUGAAUUAUUCCCAUCCUAGCUUGGAAGUUGGAAGUGUGGUUAUGUCCUCCUUGCUACCCUGCACAAGUGUCAAUUGCCAUGUGUAUCCACAAAGUACGUCUUAGUAGUAACACCAACUACCAGUAAUUGACUUGAGGGCCUGCAGGUUUGUUUGGAGAAGACAUGUCUGUCACUCUGUCAGUGAGGCCUGAACCUGAUGAUGCAUCGUGAUUAACGGUUCUCCAAGCAUGACAGACAGCACGAUACAGCUGCUGCUUCUGCUUGGGAUCCUUCGGGGAGCUGUUGUCAUGUGGAGUGAAUCUCGUCUCUCCAUUUAUUGUCACACUUCUUCUCCUCUUUUCUCUCUUCUUCUUUUUUCCGUCCAUCAUGAUAAUCAUCUGAACAGUCCUUAAUUUUUGUGAUCAUCUCGUCGUUUAUACUGGUGGUCUCACUGGAUCUCUCUUGUCUAGUAGCAUGAGUAUGACGUGAUGAGUGGUGGCCCAGUCACUUGCAGCCAGUGAUCCCCCUGCUAAUUAUACAUGGAUUGUGGAUGGUGCUGCUGCUACUGUCGAGUGUCCCACUACUGCUUCACUCAUCAUCCACUUGAGCCAGGCAGGCAGAUUCCUUAAUUCACCCCAACUCAGUCUCAUUGGUGUGUGCCCGAAUCACUGCUGGUACAGAUCCCUAUAUAGUGACUUGAAAUAUGCUACUAAGCACUUUGGCCAGGGCAAAAGCACACAAGGUUUUAGUAACAAAUCUUGCUUAAAGCUUUAUUAUCCAGAGGAGUGUCAUGCACUCUCUAAUUAACUUACCUUGCUAACUUGAUCAGGCAAUGACAUCAGCUCUCAGCACAUUUGAGCUGCUCUCAGAAGUUUUUGUUUUUUUUUAAGAGAAGGAUAGGUGGCUUGCCGUGUGUAUACAAAGAUUUGUUAAUCUUUUGGAUAAAUAAUGGUCAGCUUAACAGAAGUGAUCACGUUCAGGGGUACUAGUUGUCCAACUAGCGUUGCAUGCACUAAUUAGAUCCUUAAAGCUAGGGUUCUCCACAUGAGGGACAACUUGGCUAAUUGCCAAUCAUGGGCAGGAUCAUGGCAAGCUCAAGGGCACUUAUCUUUUCUGCACUGCUUAAGUAUGGCAAAGAGAAAACAAAGGCAGGUAGCAGCCACUGAUCUGAUCAUUAAUUUCCUCGGUAGUUUGGAUUGCAGAACAAGUGAGUGACCAGCAAGUGUAGAUGCAUGUGUAGUGUUGAGAGAUCCAGAGAGAGAGGAAGUGUGUUAGAGAGAGAAAGGAAGCUAUAUCUAGCUAAGCUAGACCAGCUUCCAACUGAUGCCUUGCUUGCCCCCACCACACCACAGCAUCAUAUCCAAUUGGCAUUGGUCUCCAAACUAAUUAAACUCUGUUUCUUUUUUCUAAUGAAGUUCCUUGUUGCCCCACACAACAAACAACAAUUCAUCACGUCAAGAAUCAUCUAUUAAUCAGCUACUAACCAGUCACCACCCGUUCCUCCCUCGAUCACUCGUUGACUUAUAUCUCACACAAUAACACAAAGAUCGUCUUCACUACUAGCUUCUUCAACUUGAAGGAUUAAAAUUGGAUGAAAUUAAGGUUUGCUAUUUAGAUAUAUGCAUUGUAUAACUACUCAAUUACUUUGGUGUAGUUAAUUGAGUUAUCAGCUAAGCCACGUCAGUGUUUACUGUAUGUAUGAAAGUUGUAUGGUUCUUAGGCGAUAAGUAGACGCGCAUCGUGUACAAAUACAUUGUACGGGAACAGUGGUUAGGGUGUGGCAAUUAAAUUUGAGGACGACCUACUUGAUUGAGACAGUGCAGCCACAGCAGCAGCAACUAUUAGUAUCGCCCAAACCAAAUCUAAGCUAGUGAGAUCCAGUGAACUAAGAAAUGAAAAAAAAAA